AUGGUUGAACCAUCGUGUUACACCGAAGCGGCCAAGCAUCUUCAAUGGAGGCAUGCUAUGAAUCAGGAAUUUGAUGCAUUACUCAGAAAUGGUACCUGGAUUCUUGUACCCCCCACUGAUGCUCGAAAUGUAAUUAGGUCAAAAUGGGUCUAUCGGAUUAAAAGGAAAGCAAAUGGCGAUGUGGAACGCUACAAGGCAAGUCUAGUAGCCAAGGGCUAUCUUCAACAAGCUAGAGUUGAUUUCUCAAAAACUUACAGUCCAGUGAUUAAACCCACCACAGUAAGAACAAUUCUAUCUAUUGCUAUAAUUUCUUCAAGUUGGGAAAUUAGACAAAUUGAUGUGCAUAAUGCCUUCUUACACGGCACAUUGACAGAGGAGGUUUUCAUGACCCAAUCUCAGGGUGGAGAUUUCAGUGACCCCACACUUUUUCGUAGCACAGUUGGUGCUUUCCAGUACUUGUCAGUCACUAGGCCAGACAUAGCAUUCACCGAAGCAGAGGCGAAAGCUAAGAACAUGGAGGAAGAAAUUGGUAGAUUGGAGAAGAAGUUGGAAGAGAGGAAUGUGAAGCCUUAG
This is a messenger RNA of Juglans microcarpa x Juglans regia, 573 nucleotides long. RefSeq lists its product as uncharacterized. NCBI's taxonomy places the organism in Eukaryota, Viridiplantae, Streptophyta, Magnoliopsida, Fagales, Juglandaceae. The coding region runs from base 1 to 573 and encodes 190 amino acids. The transcript is spliced from 3 exons. The record is from RefSeq and is a predicted model, not a curated record.